Messenger RNA from Amphimedon queenslandica, 523 nucleotides. RefSeq lists its product as uncharacterized. The transcript has 5 exons. NCBI's taxonomy places the organism in Eukaryota, Metazoa, Porifera, Demospongiae, Haplosclerida, Niphatidae. The record is from RefSeq and is a predicted model, not a curated record. The coding region runs from base 88 to 396 and encodes 102 amino acids.
UUCUUGCUCUACAGUCCAUCACAGUCUACAGUUUGAUUAUUGAGUAUAUUAAUUAUUAUCAAUAUAAUAUAUACAUCCAGUACAAUAAUGAAGAUUGCUGUCCUUCUUGUCAUUAGCUGCUUCAUUGCUGCUGCUUACAGUGAGAGUCUAAAAGCUCCACAGAUUGAAGAUGAUGAUGCUGAUUUGGCCUUAAUGGAUACUGAGGUUGAACCAAGCUAUGGUGAAAUGAUGGAAAAUGAAGAUGAAAAUGCCGAAGUUGAAGGCCGCCGCCGAUGGUUUUAUGCUGAUUAUUGUAGAUGCUAUUACCGUCGUCAACGUUGCCGCUUUCCUGAUAAUCAGGUCAUCUGCAGAGCACCUCAUCGUAGAAGAGCCUGCCGUUGCCGUAGGACGCGUUAAACUAGCAGUAAAUGCUUGCCUGCUAAUGGACUGGACUUAUAAUAUUGAACUCAUAGUUAUUAAGCUGCUUUAGGCCUUUUUUGCUUUAAUAAUGACAUAUUUUCAGGCCAUUUUUUGCUAAACUGAA